GAACACAAGUUUUUUAAAUACAUCAGAUUGCGGUACUCGUGAACGGAUGACUUUUAUUGCUUAUUUGCUGUUUUUAUAAAAUAAUGAUCGUAAAAUAAAAAUAUUUUUUUUUAUCAGAGACUAAUUUAUAUAGAAAUUAAUUUAUUUUUAUAAAAUUUAAUUUUUAAAUAGUACUUGUGGGUUUCAACUAAAAAAAAAAACCUAUUUGGAAAUCAACAAAUGUUACUGAAUUAAAUAAGUAUAUUUUAUUAACUAAAAUAUGAAGCUUUUAUUAACACUAUUCAGUCAACUUUUAAUUAUUGUUUGUGCUCAAGAAAAUUGUAGAACACCAUCAGGGCAAAUCAGCACGUGCAUUCUUAUAACAGAAUGCCCUCCAUUGUUAAGUAUUCUCAGAGGUCCGCGACCAAUUCCUUAUGAAGGACUAGAACUUCUUCGUUCAUCACAAUGUGGAUUCGAAGGAAAAUUACCUAAAGUUUGUUGUGAAACAGAACAGCCUGUCCAAUUAUCAACAACAGUGGAACCAAAAUUAUCAGUAGUAUCCGAGCCUCCAGAUGUCUCGAAUCAUUCAAAUUUAAAACUAUUUAAUCACAGCAUCUGUGGCCCAAUUACUGCGCCUAAAAUAUUUGGAGGCAAUAAAACUGGCGUUCUCGAUUUUCCAUGGAUGGCCUUGAUAGCUUAUCAUAUUAAUGGAAGAAAAGAAUUUAGAUGUGGUGGUACAAUUAUUAACAAACGUUACAUCUUAACAGCUGCUCAUUGUGUCACGAGCUUGCCCCCAAGUCUUUCUUUACUUGGAGUACGAGUUGGAGAUCAUAAUUUGAAUACAGAACGGGAUUGUGAUAGAGAUGAAGAUGGCCUUGAGAUAGUUUGUGCUGAUCAAUAUCAAGAUUUUUUAAUUGAAACCAUUCAUUUCUAUCACGAUUACGUUCCAUCAAAACUACAAAAUGACGUAGGCCUGAUACGAUUAAAUUCAGAUAUAGAUUUUACACCAAUAAAUGUAAAGCCAAUUUGUUUGCCCAUUGGAACGGCUCAAAGAUUGGGUCAAAAAACUGUCACCGUAACAGGAUGGGGAGCUACUGAAUACGGUACUCGAAGUACAGAACUUCUUAUGGUAAAUUUAUCUCCAGUUCCUAUUGACGAAUGUGCAAAAGCUUACGAAGGUAAAUCGGUAAUUUGGUACAAACAAUUAUGUGCUGGUGGCAAAAAUGGCAAAGACUCUUGUCUUGGUGACAGUGGUGGUCCUCUACAAUCACCCGGACAUUACUAUAAUGAUGUACGAUACGUUCAAUACGGUAUUGUAAGUUAUGGACCACGGAGUUGUGGUAUUGAUGGUUUUCCUGGAGUUUAUACAAACAUACCUUAUUACAUGGACUGGAUACUGGAUAGUUUGAGAGAUUAAAAAAUAUAUAUUAUAUUUUUUCGAUUACAAAUACUCUCUAAUUUUAUAGUUAUUCAAUUUAUUUAAAGACUGUUAAAUAAUCUUAUUAUAAACUUAUAACAAAUAAUGUUAUAUAUUGCAAUAAAUUGAUAUAUUUACACAUGAAAGU
Messenger RNA from Microplitis mediator, 1544 nucleotides. Its product is annotated as CLIP domain-containing serine protease B4-like. Gene Ontology annotation, biological process: proteolysis. The coding region runs from base 260 to 1396 and encodes 378 amino acids. The record is from RefSeq and is a predicted model, not a curated record. The transcript has 4 exons. Gene Ontology annotation, molecular function: serine-type endopeptidase activity. NCBI's taxonomy places the organism in Eukaryota, Metazoa, Arthropoda, Insecta, Hymenoptera, Braconidae.